AUGAGGGAACACAUAUCAGAAGCGUGGAAAAAUUCUUAUGAUGCACCACUAAAUUUUCAGUAUCCCACAGGACACUCAAUUUCUGAGAUUACCAGGUGCAAGAGAAGUCCUCCCUCCACUUCGUGUUUCUGGACUGGUUAUGUCAAUGGAUUUGAUCAAGCAUUCCACUACAGCUGUCCAGAUAAUCACAUUAUUUCAGGAAUGUCAAGCUAUCAUCAAAACCGGCAAGAAGAUCGAAGAUGGAAAUUCUACUGCUGCAGAAUAAACAACUACUGCAACCAUUACUGCUACUGGACACCCUACGUGAACACCUUUGAUGAGCGAUUCACUUGGUAUGUUCCUCACCAUAACGACCUGGUUGGAGUUGGAAGCUACCAUAACAAUAGGGCUGAAGAUCGUCGCUGGCGGUUUAGGUACUGUGCAAGAACUUGUUGA
Messenger RNA from Conger conger (European conger), 435 nucleotides. Its product is annotated as hemagglutinin/amebocyte aggregation factor-like. The record is from RefSeq and is a predicted model, not a curated record. The coding region runs from base 1 to 435 and encodes 144 amino acids. The transcript has 5 exons. NCBI's taxonomy places the organism in Eukaryota, Metazoa, Chordata, Actinopteri, Anguilliformes, Congridae.